This is a messenger RNA of Etheostoma cragini (Arkansas darter), 7382 nucleotides long. It is a transcript of the gene usp20, whose product is annotated as ubiquitin specific peptidase 20. Gene Ontology annotation, molecular function: zinc ion binding; cysteine-type deubiquitinase activity. Gene Ontology annotation, biological process: protein deubiquitination. The record is from RefSeq and is a predicted model, not a curated record. Lineage: Eukaryota; Metazoa; Chordata; Actinopteri; Perciformes; Percidae. The transcript has 25 exons. The coding region runs from base 373 to 3219 and encodes 948 amino acids.
CGUAUCAAAGACAUUACAAAGAAACCCAAAUAGCAAGACAAACUGAAUGAAAAGGGGGGGGGUAUUUUUCAGCCCAUCGCAGCGGGCUGGAUUUGUCAGGCCGACGUCACCGUGUUUCCUCCUCUAGCCCUGCGUCUUGCCGCGCCGUGCCGUGCCGUGCCGUGCCGUGCUGGGGAUGGGAGGGGGAGUGAGUUGUUUGGGGCUGGUGGGCCGGGGUGUUGCGGCUCUCAGCUCGGCUACUCGAUAUCUUGCUAGCAUACUGUCGCCUGGCUGCAUCCAGUAUGGUUUGUUUACCAGAAGAAUGAAAUAUAGCGAUUAUCAUCGUGGCAGCUGCUACUCUUGCAGACGUCCCCCCGAAGAGAGUGAGUAGCUAUGGCUGAACAAGAGCUUUGUCCUCACCUGGACUCCAUAGGAGAGGUAACCAAGGAGGAUCUGCUCCAGAAGUCCAAGGGAACUUGCCAGUCUUGUGGUGCAGGGGGUCCAAACCUGUGGGCAUGUCUGCAGAGUGACUGCCCAUAUGUCGGUUGUGGAGAGUCCUUUUCGGAUCACAGCACCCUGCAUGCACAGACUAAGAAGCACAACCUGACUGUGAACCUGACAACGUUCAGGGUCUGGUGUUAUGUGUGCGAGCGGGAGGUAUUUUUGGAGCACAGGCCUCCGCAGGUGCUUGUACCUGCUGCUCCCCACCACUGUAAAGCCACAGAGCAGGAAGCAGCUCCUCAGACAGUAGGUCACCCACUAAAAGCAGUACCAAUUGCUGUCGCAGAAGAAGAAGGUUCAGAUUCAGAGGACGAUGAGCUUAAACCCAGAGGGUUGACAGGAAUGAAAAAUAUUGGCAACUCCUGCUACAUGAAUGCUGCUCUUCAAGCCCUGUCCAACUGUCCUCCUCUCACUCAGUUCUUCCUGGACUGCAGUGGAUUGGUCCGGACCGAUAAGAAGCCUGCCCUCUGUAAGAGCUACCAGAAACUGAUCUCAGAACUCUGGCAUAAAAAACGGCCCAGCUAUGUCGUGCCUACCAGUCUGUCUCAUGGCAUCAAACUAGUAAACCCCAUGUUUCGUGGUUACGCUCAGCAGGUAGGGGCAAGCAGCCAGCAGGACACUCAAGAGUUCCUGCGCUGUCUGAUGGACCAAUUACACGAAGAGCUGAAGGAGCCUCUGACAGAGUGUAGCAUGAGUGGGGAGGGAAGUGAUGGGGAGGAGAUAAGAGAUGGAGAUCGUUCCCCAUCUGAGGAUGAAUUCUUAUCCUGCGACUCUGGCUCCAGCAGUGACCGUGGGGAGGGGGGAGGAGUGGGUGAUGGCGAGCUCCUACUGCAGGAUGAGUGUGACGGGGUCAGGUCUGCGGCAGGGGGGAUAGUGGGCGUCAGUACCGGGGGGGUGAUCUCAGAAAAGGAGAGGCUGAAGGAAAGGAGAGUGUCUGGCUCUCCCCUCCGAGGAGGCUCGCAAGAGAUGGAUGAAGACGCUGAUGUGGAUACAGCAGCCGAUGAGGGGGUUCCUGAGACGGGAGAGGAAGACGAGUUAACGCCAACCCCAAACACUGAGGUCCAAAGCCAAGAAAACAACCAGUUAUCUGAUACUGGCCAAGAGCAAAGCCCGAGCAACAACACCUCCGAGCCAGACAAUGAAGCGUCAAUGACCCUUACCCAGUCCACUCCCUGCAGUCCUGUGCGAACCCUGCAGGAGCUGCAUCCCAAAGUAUCCUCUAGUCCACCUCGCUCCAGCCCCCUCCGCUCUGCAGGACCCGCAUACUCCUUUAAAAAAGCUCAGCUGCUGCUCAGUGCCAGGAAAAAGAAACAGUCUCACUAUCGCAGUGUGAUCUCUGACAUCUUCGACGGCUCCAUCCUCAGUCUGGUCCAGUGUUUAACCUGUGACAGGGUUUCUUCUACAGUGGAAACCUUCCAAGACUUGUCCCUCCCUAUUCCUGGUAAAGAGGACUUGGCCAAGCUCCACUCUUCUAUACAUCAAAACCUUCCAGUCAAAACAGGCGUGUGUCCUGAAACUUACGACUCACAGGGCUGGAUCACCUACAUCAUGGACUCCAUACGCCGGUUUGUAGUUUCAUGUAUCCCCAGUUGGUUUUGGGGGCCCAUGGUGACCCUAGAGGACUGCCUCGCUGCCUUCUUUGCUGCAGAUGAACUCAAAGGGGACAACAUGUACAGCUGUGAGAGAUGUAAAAAGCUAAGAAAUGGUGUCAAAUAUUGCAAAGUACUUAGGCUUCCUGAGAUUCUGUGCAUUCACCUGAAACGCUUCCGGCACGAGGUCAUGUAUUCGUUCAAGAUUAGCAGCCACGUAUCCUUCCCGUUGGAAGGCCUCGACAUGCGACCUUUCCUGGCUAAAGAGAGUCCAUCCCAAGUCACCACUUACGAUCUGCUGUCAGUGAUUUGUCACCACGGCACUGCAGGAAGUGGACACUAUAUAGCUUACUGUCAGAAUGUGAUCAAUGGCCAGUGGUAUGAGUUUGAUGACCAGUAUGUCACAGAGGUCCAUGAGACAGUGGUGCAGAAUGCAGAGGCCUAUGUGUUGUUCUACAGGAAAAGUAGCGAGGAGUCGCUGCGAGAGAGGCAGAAGGUGGUGGCUCUGGCCAAUAUGAAGGAGCCCAGCCUGCUGCAGUUUUACAUCUCCAGAGAAUGGCUGAACAAGUUCAACACUUUCGCCGAACCGGGCCCCAUUAGCAACCACACAUUUCUUUGUCAGCACGGAGGGAUUCCGCCGAAUAAAUACCAAUACAUAGAUGACCUGGUUGUGAUUGUUCCUCAGAAUGUGUGGGAGUACCUUUUCAACAGUUUUGGAGGUGGCCCAGCCGUGAACCACCUGUAUAUGUGUGCCAUCUGCCAGGUGGAGAUUGAAGCUCUGGCUAAACGCAGAAAACUGGAAAUAGACACCUUCAUCAAGCUGAACAAAGAGUUUCAGGCUGAAGAGGCUCCAACGGUGAUCCUGUGUAUCAGCAUGCAGUGGUUCAGAGAGUGGGAGAGUUUUGUGAAGGGCAAAGACAAUGAGCCACCUGGUCCCAUUGACAACAGUAAAAUUGGUGUUAUGAAAGGAGGGCACAUACAACUGAAGCAAGGUGCAGACUAUGGUCAGAUCUCAGAGGAGACAUGGCAGUACUUGUUGGGUAUUUAUGGCGGAGGCCCUGAGAUUGCAGUGAGACAAACCGUGGCCCCGGCUGACCCUGACAGCCUUCAUGGAGAGAGGAAGAUCGAGGCAGAAACCAGAGCACUUUGAGAUAAAAAGAGGUCUUCUGAUUCCCUUUUCUACUUCUGCCCUCGCAGGAAGCUGAGGAAUUUACACCUUGGUGAUGAAUCCUUGUUGUGAGCACUUUGUAAAUGUAGCAACGCAUCAUUUUGAAGCUGUGUCGCAAGAGGGUGAAAUGAUACUUAAAUAUCACAUAGGUUAUUUAUUGGAUAACUCUGACCCUCAAUGUUAAGGUGGUAAAAAAAAAAAAAAAGACGUGUCACAUCUCUGGAGCUGUUUUUGGUAGCUAUGGUGUUUCAGUGGCCGCUGUAGUGACUAGGUGUCAGAUACUUUGAAACUGGCAGCGAGCUGCUGGUGUCGUGAACCAGUUACUCAGGAGGAGAACAGAACUACAGGCUGAUGUUUGGUUUAAGGACUGAACUGUUCUUCAUUGGAAGCAACAACCAAGAGACGUUAACAUGCUUUCUGUUGUUUGCCUGUUUACUACUCUCAUAGCAACAAGUUCAGAAAACAAGUGAGAUAUAUUACAUAAACCAUACCCUUGCACCUACAACCUUAAAUACAGUUAACUGAGCCCUCAGGAAUGGAAGCCUUUUUUUGUUUAAACCAGCAAAAUGAUCAGAUUAACAAACUUUAAGAAAAUACCACAGCAGGUUUGUGUCCAACCACAAAACAUGCAUGUGUUCCAAAUACUAUUUUCAGUGUGUAUUUGAAAAGCUCCAAAACUGCUGCUCCUUAAUUUGGACCUGUAAGGACAUUUCACUGUCAAGUUUGGUUUGCUCAAACGCACAAUAACAUCUUUUCUGUGCUCAAAAUGAUGGAAAUAUUCAGUCGCUCCUCUACAGCACUUUCAUGAAUGGGCAUAUAUACAGAGAUGUAUGGCUAUAGUUUGAAAAAGAAAAAUAAUUGAAGUCAUGUGCAAUAGUGGAAAAUUUGCCAAAGGGAUAAAACAAAUCCUGUGCAACAAAUAUUUUAUGUGGCUUAUUGAAUAAAAACGUACAUGAUUAGUUUGUAUUUAUUUUGAAACAUAAAAGUGAGAAUGACCUCAUUUUAGUUCAUUAGAAGAGUUAACUAAAAAUUACUAGUUUUUGAAAGUAAGAAAUAAUCACAUAAUCACAGAUAUUUAGCACAACAUGCACAAAUCCAAAAAUCAGCUAAGGUAAACAACUCCCAGUAUUUCCGUUUGAAGCAGCCAAGAAGCUAAGUUGCUCAAAGUAAAAAAAAUUGGAAUAUCAAUAGUAACAUCACAUAUUGUUGUGUAGAGGUUUCCUUUACAACAUAACAAAAUCAAGAGUUAAAGGUUAAAAUGUCUGAGGAAUUAGUCAGUUCAAGCUUAGCUAAAUCAACCACAUCCACCUCUUAUCUCAAUGUAGAUAAAUCACAUGCUUGCCUUUUUCUCAAUGUACAGAUCUGCUUUUGCAAAAUCUGCCACCACAUUUUAAGCAGUUCAGGCCGAGCAUCGUGGUAGAGUGAGCAAAACAUGGGAAACAACAUGACAUGUGUAGUGUAACUGUGCUUUUCUGUUAUAUUAAUAAUAAAUACAAACUUUAAAAGACCAAACUUUUUUUCUGUUAAAUUGAAUUAUUAGUUGUGUUUAUAUAGCACAAUUUAUUUAGACCGUUUAUAAAAUUAAAAGGUAAUAUAAAAAAAUAAAAGAUUCCUUUUUUUUAGUUGAUUAGAAUUCACUAUUUGAUGGUAACAUCCCCUGGCGUGUUACAUUAAGCACCAAUAAUAAAUAGUUUUAGUUUAUAAAUAAAUAAUUAAUUAUACUUACUAAACAUGUACAGAAAUGCCUCCUGAAAUCAGAUUGGAUAAACACUCCUACUUACCAGUGUAAACGGCCACAAAACGUGUCAGCAAAGACAAAUGAGUGACAGCAUCUCAAAGCCUAUUUAUGAAUGAAAAAGAAGCGGGAAAAAAAAUGUUUUUCAAUACCAAGUGACUAAGAAUGAACACUGAUUUUAAUCUUUAGCUGUCAUGCAGUAUUCACACAGAGAUACAGUAGUUCUUACCUUCUGCUGCUUGCUAGCUAUAGAUGUAUGUUAAACAUACAAGACAUCAGUGGUAUCGAUUUUCUCAAAUAAGUGGCAAAAUGUCAAACUUUUCCUUAAUGAGCAUAAACAAGUUCAGCCUCAAAAUGAAAAAUCAUAGUUUGUUGCUUUUCUACUUGGUUUUCUCCGCUAAAACUUUCAGAUUCCAGGACAAGCAAGACAGACAGUAAAACAUACGUAAUCUGAUCAGAUCCAACACUUUUAACAAGCUCGGCAGAUAUUCAGAAGUGUAAUUAUCAGAAGAGCAGCUUUACCAUUCCCCAGGCAAUAUAUUCAACAACGCAUGCAAACCAUAAACCAAAAUACCUUUACUAAACCUUUUCCAACCACAGAUAUUUUGACUUGUCAUAGCAUAGAAAAACUAAUACUAAUAUCAUCAACAAUCUCUAUAUACUGUAUUUCAUUUAAGUUUGACAGUAAGCCAUGCCAGAGAGGAAGCAUGCAUAUUGCCAAGGCCCUGAACCUGGAGCACCUAAAUGGAAGGCAGCCAGGGAGUUUCUAGGGUGGCAGAGUGUACGAUUGAUUGCAGGUGGCAGGGUUUUUAACAACACUGCAGAUGUUUUUUUGUCAGUUUUUUUUAUUUUGCCAGUGUCCUUUUUCACCUGUUUUGUUUAGGCAACUUAGGGGCAUCAAACACAAGUUGGACCACAACACUUAUCCACUUUCAAGUUGAUAUGACAAACAUGUUAGCAAGCCGUUGCUUAUUUAUACAUCCAGCAGUAACGGAGCAACAUUCAUGUUUGUGGCCACCUGAUGAAGACAAGUCCAAUAUUCACUUGCUUUUAGCUUUGUUUUUGGUCUCUACCAUCUCCUGACGGAAAUAUCAGUCUCUUUUUCUGCUAAAUCCUCCACUACGUUCACCUGCUAGUUGCUAACUGUCUAUCUGCUGCUUGGUGUUGACCAGGUAGUGUACAAUAAGGCUUUAGAGAUUUAUCAAAGUAAACAGUUGCUUGCUGCAGCUAAAAUCAACCUAAAACAACAGCAACAGUGACCCAAAACAUAAAAGUUGUGGAGCUAAACAAUGAGCUGAAACUCGCCAUGAAACUCCUAAAGCUGAUGGCAAGCUGCAGAUUCAGGUAUAAUUCGCGGUAGGGUCACCACAACCCCUUUCACAUCAAUGUGAUGCAUUGUUAUAAAAAACAUCAAUCAUAGCAGCUUUGAGUUGGAAGCUUGCAGUUUGAGUGGUUGUGUUACAGCCUGGCUAACGUCACUGUAAUGGCUAACAACAUCAACUGAGCAAGCAGUUAACCUUGAACUUACCUGGCCCUCUCAGACGAGGACUUUAAUAUAUGGAGGUUGCCAUAACCCUCCUGAAUCGUCUGUGACCAGAAGCAUUAAAUACUAACAGAAGGCAGACAUCAUUAAUGUUAUUAAUUUCCCUUGAAAUGUUACCACUAUGACACGUCAAAGGUCAGCUCUUUCUAUUAACUUUAUUCCACAACAUGGCCUAAAUUCUUCCAUGUCUCCCUGUUUUCUUUGUUGAUGUGUCCAAAGAGCAAUUCACCAGUUUUAAUAAAAGAGGACACUAAUUUGUUAAUUUGUCUUAAGAAAACUGUUCUGUAGUAUUUUUAUUGUUACACAUGUCCCAUCUGUAUCUACCAGAAAGGAUUUAAUACUACAGGGGUUUGUGUGUGUGCUAUCUUUAGAUUGUUUUUUGGGAGUAAGUGCAAUAAAACAAAAGACAAAUCUUUGUGCAAUCUUAUCAUCAAAGAGACACUGGACAAACACAGAGAGGUUUGAACAGCUGACAGUAAAGACUGAGGCAGUGCAGCUUUUAUUUUUCAGUAUUAAGAAACGUGGAGUGGUAAUUACUUAAUUAUCCCCAGUUGUGAGUUUGUUUGCUUGUGUUACAGCACGUAGCUAUUUGUGUGAGAAUUCCAUUUCACUGAAAAAAUAUUAGCAUCGCUGUGGUUAGAAAGAGUUUAUCAGUGAUAUCAUGACACCCUGGGGACAGCACAACAGGAUUUCACUGACUCGUGUUUUGCCUACAUUGUACAGCGUGUGGCUGUUGUGGUCAUGAUAAUGGCGAUGCUUUGAUAACAUGGGACUUCAGUGAUUGACCUUAAUUUAAUGGGAUGUCUUAUUGUCUGUAAAACUGAUGUAAUUAUUCUGGUUAAAUUAUUAAAAAUGCCUGGUCUUUGA